UUGCCAGCUACGAAAGAGAAAAUUCACAAUCUCAUCGCUAAAUUUGAUAAUUCAUGGAAUUCAUAUUUAAGCAGUACAUUACUAAAAGAAAGGUCUGAGCUAGUUGCUGCCUCUGUUGCAUACACAAAAGAGCCUUCAUGUUGUUGAGGAAUCCACUAGAGAUGACAUUCUAUCAAUCAUAAGCUGUAUAACACUCCGGGGUUCUUCUGAUGAUGUUGAUGACUGUAUACUGCAUGAAAAGGAAGAUACUAGUCCUCAAGAUAUUUGUCUUCUCGCAUCCAUAUUGAAGCUAAUGAGUUCUGCUAUGUUACAAGCCAUAAGGGUUCUAACACAAGGCGGAGAUUCUGGGUCUUUGAAAACAUCGGAAAAUGUUGCAUUAAGUAAGGAGUAUGAUCUUUUGGUUGCUACUUUCAAUUGUUUUCAGCAGUUUGGUAUACGCUUACCAGUUCAGAAGUUCUUACAUGACAUGAUGGAAAUUCAGCCAACAAGGCAUAAGAAGUUAAAAUGGAUGUUCUUUCAUUUCUCAGGCUUGUUGUCUCUAAGUUAUUCUAGUGGGCUUGAUUUUCUGGUUAAGAACUGCAUAUUUACAUUGAUAAUACUGCUGAAAUUAUUUGUUUAUGAAGCGGGUGAUCUCCAUGCAUUUGGAUCCUUAUUAGACUCAAGGGUAAAAUCUUCAUCAUGGAAAUCGCGUGUUAAAGUCGGAAAAUCUGAACCUUCACUUAAUACUAGUGAGGUUCUCGUGGAUCGGAAAUCUAGCCACGCUGUUGCACUAAAAUUCCAGAAAAUUCAGACACUGUACUUGGGAACUAGAUCUCAGACGAGUUCUAAAAAUAGAGCUCAAGAGCAGGAACCAGGAAGUUCAGAGAAAAAUCAUGUUGAAUCGGCUCUCAGCAUAGAAGAGACUACUGGUGAAACUUGCAAUGGUGAGAUUUUUCUCAGAUGCGUUUUACAAGGUUCCCAAGACUCAUCUGCUGUUGCGGAUUUAGCCGACUUCAUCGAGUGCAAGCAAGGAAAAGAUUAUUCUGAAUGGCUGAAGGAUCGAGAAAAAUUUAGACGAUGGAAAUCUGAGAAAUUGGAAAAUUUAAGGUGGAAGAAAAGGAGAAGAGCUUUUCAGAAGAAAGCAUAG
This is a messenger RNA of Hibiscus syriacus, 1126 nucleotides long. RefSeq lists its product as uncharacterized. The coding region runs from base 293 to 1126 and encodes 277 amino acids. Lineage: Eukaryota; Viridiplantae; Streptophyta; Magnoliopsida; Malvales; Malvaceae. The record is from RefSeq and is a predicted model, not a curated record. The transcript has 3 exons.